AUGAAAGGACAUCAAAAGAGUUCACCAAAUCUUAAAUUUCUAUAGCCAUAAUUAACUGCUCGUUAACCAAAGAGAAGUGAUUCAAUUAAUUUACGAUUUGAUGUAUAGAAGACUUUUCGAACCAAUCAGACAGAGAAUUCAUUAUCAAUUGAUAAAAUAUAUUAAGUUAAUCCAAGCAGAGUACUAACUAUUAAGAAUAUGUCUCGAGUUAUGAAAUAAAAUUUCAUUCAUAAAACAGAACCUAGUGAUACUUCUGAAAAAUAAAACAUUGAUAACUAAAGAAUUUUAUAAAGAAAGCAAACAGCUCCAAAAUUUAUAUAUAGACCAAUAAUAAAAUAAAAUAGUGAUAUAUUUUGUAUAAAAGAUUCACCAAGAAUUGUUUAAAAUACAAAUAUGCAAGAGACUAAUUCAAUAUAUUAUAUUUCUGAUGUUGUGAAUGCUUUUGAAAGUAAAGAAAACUAUUUUAACAGACUUUUUAAGGAUCAUUUUUAAUCAAGUUUCAUAUCAUUUAAAUAAUGCACUUAUUCUAAAAUAAUUUACAAACCAAAACCAGUUACUAUACCAAAUGAUCUAAAAGGUUUUUAUAUAUAUUUUUAUAAAUAAAUAGAUACUAAAAAGUAUACUUUAUUAUUUGAUUUGGAUGAGACUUUAGUUCAUUGCACUUUAGAUUUAAAAUUGCCAUGUGAUAAAAAGUUAAUCAUUAAACUUUCUUAAGAUGAAACAUUUUAAGUAGGCGUUUCUGUUAGACCUGGUUUAUAAAUGAUGUUAGAAUUAUUAGAACCUAAUUUUGAGAUCAUAGUAUUCACUGCUUCACAUGGAUAGUAUGCAAAACGAGUAAAACAUAAUUUUUAAUUUAGAUUGUUGAAUAUAUUGAUCCAAAAAGAAUUAUAUCUAGAGUUUUAUCAAGAGAACAUUGUUGUUUUUCUGAUCAAGGAUUAUAUGUUAAGGAUUUAUCCAUUAUCAAAAAUCGUUCAAUUUCUAGAACUCUUCUAGUUGAUAACUCUGCAAUAAGUUAUUACUAUUAAUUUGAUAAUGGUGUUCCUAUCAUUCCAUUCUAUGAGAAUAAACAAGAUAAAUAAUUACUUCAUUUAGCUAAAUAUCUCAAUGGAAUGGUUGGUACAGAUGAUAUUCGCGAAUAGAAUUAGUAUCAUUUCAUUACUAUAAAGAAAAAAUUUAAAAAAUUAUCUAUUUGCAUAACUAUAAACUUGGGAAUAAGUUCUAGAAAUUUAUAAGGUACUUAACAAUUCGAAAAAAAACUGA
Molecule: messenger RNA, 1260 nt
Organism: Paramecium pentaurelia
Lineage: Eukaryota; Ciliophora; Oligohymenophorea; Peniculida; Parameciidae
Source: the annotation of a GenBank genome assembly